AGUAAUGCCUUUUGGCUUCACUCCCCUCCACUAGACUUGGGACCCGGAAGUGGGGAGUGCUGGCAAACAUACACUGACCCAGUGGGCUGCCCAGUAGCUUAGGGGGGAAGGGAAAGAAAUUAGAGACACAGGAAGCAGCAGGUGACCCGAGUGGGAGCUGGACAACUUGUGGCACUGGGACUGCUCAGGAGCGUUCAUGGCAUGGGAUUGAUCUGCAUGUUUGUGUUCACAUAUUCCUGGCCUGAGCUGGGGGAGGACUGGGAGUCAAAUGGCAUCACAGCAAUAAAUCCAAAUUUUGUCUGUAAAUCCAGAAACAAGCUUCCGCUCAAUGAGGACUGAGGAUUUAGAGUCAAUGGUUCAAGCUCUUGCUCAUAUUCUGCAGGACCAUGGGGACGGUGUGCUGGACGGGAGCCACAGCCUGACCCUUCUCACCCCAAGCCUGCAAGUUGUCACCCGCCUGUUUGAGCAGCUCUUCCCACGGGGCCCAGGAUCCGGGUUCCAGGCACUUCCGGCCCACCCUACGGAUAGCGGUGCCGUUCUGGGCUCACAGUUUGUGCUCGAUCUCGUGCAGAAAACGCCAGGUCUGAAGCUUAUCCACCCUGCAGAAUGUCCCCAACAGUGUGAUGUGAAUAUUUUUCCAUUUAAGUCCUUAAAAUGUUUAGAGGUAAGAUGUCUCCCCCCACACUGCCUGAGGGGGCUGCGAGGGGUUUACUCACAGCUGGAGGUACUCAUCUUCUCAGAAUGUGUCACCAGCAUAGAGGAGGUAAUCUCUUCCUGUGGUGGGGAUCUGAGUUCAGCCCUACCCUGGUUGGAACUGCACACGCUCAACUUAAGCAACAACAACAUCCACAGCCUGGACCAGUCCCUGGAAUUGUUGAACAUCCUUCGGUCUUUAAACUUAAGUCGCAAUUUCAUCAAAGACUGCGGCCCACAUUUAAAGAUUCUGUCUGAGCUCCAGGAACUGAAUCUGGGGUAUAAUUUACUGGAGUCCAUCCCGGAACUCAGCUUACAGUCCAGUGUACAGCUCCACACCCUUAUCCUAAGUCACAACAGGCUGUCCAGUACCAGAGGACUGGAACAUCUCUCAAACCUUCAGCAUUUAAAUCUGUCCUAUAACUUGCUGGCCCAUCCCGUACAGCUCACUUGUUUAACUCGGCUCCAUAACCUAAAAGAGCUCCAGCUGAAGGGAAACCCUCUGUGCUACGUCCCAGAGCAUCGAGCGCUGAUCGCCCAACACCUAUCCCAUAAAGCCUUUGACAAGGUUUUACUGGAUGGGGAGCAGAUAACCAUAUUGGAGAUAGCAAUGACUGAUCAUGUGUAUAGAGAGCGGAUAAUGCUGCCACAAUGCUUCAAUUCAGCCACAGAGAGUUCCUGCACCGGGGAAAUGAGCGACAGCUGUUCCGUCCCCGAGAGGAUCGCCAACCGGAUCCCCCGCAAAAAAUCCAAGAUUAAAGUCCGCAGAGCCAGCAUCUCGGAACCCAGCGACAGCGAGUGCGAGCGGGAGCUGCGGAGUCAGCCAGUAGUGGUUCUGCAACACCAAAAAGACAUUGAGCGCACAGAUAGCUUCCGUGAACAGUUUGGCGACGAUUGGCUGCAGUACCGCUCUCACCUGGAGGAGGAGCUCAACAAAGACAAAAAUGGAAAUGGGAGUCCCAGAAGACCCGCGUCUUCCCAGCCUUUCACCAAGAGCAAGUCAUCCCCCAUAAUACUGCAGACCGCUGGCAGAACGGACAGCCUGUCACCUGUCCCUGCAAACCCGACUCCAGCUAGACCUCCCACCCCGGAGGUCACUACAGUCACUGCAGCCGCAGAUCUGCUGAUAGAGAAGAUAGAGGAUGUCCUGGAGGAUGGAUUGUGGCAGCCAGACAUCGAUAAUAAAGAAGUGGAGGAGGAGGAGGAGGAGGAGAUUAUAGAAGAUGCCCUGUGCUUGCCAAUAACCGUGUGCCCUAUUUUGGAUGGGAAGCCACGUAACCCUGAAUGGCCAUGGGUCUUUGUGCGCGUGACUCGCCAGCACCUCCUGGAGAUCGAUCUGGAACGUGGAAGGAUUCUGCUCCGGAGGGAGCUUCAAAGUUUGCGGGAUAUUCAGACCUCCGUCAUCCAAUGGGACUGGAAUGAGGAGGAGCAAGAAUUUCCUGUGCUGACGCUGCUCUUCCGUUCGAUGUGUGAGGAAAAGCAGUGUGCCCGCUACGUGGUGCUGGACAACACGUCUGAGAUCUCCAUAAAGACACUGCUGGAUGUGUUGAAUCCCAUUCUGGAAGAGAAUCUGAGACUGAUUGCCGAGGGGGAAGAAGGUCCUCCCAAACUCAAGUGUCUCAAGUGUAAAACGGAAUUCAUCCACCAAGAUGACAGCGGCGUUGUUUUCAGCGCUGAAGGAGGAGAGGGGCAAACGCAGGACAAUAAUCACUCAGAUCAUACCGGCUGCCCGUCCUGCGGCAGUUUCCACGUCAUCCUGGCCCCGGUAGACCAGACCGGCUACUCCAGCACGCCAACACAAUCCUCUCCCAGUGACCUACCACCAGAGGGCGCUGAAAGCAGGGGGCAAAAGUUCUAUCUGGCUGGAGAUGAAAGAGACGGUUCAGAAACGAGCAGCUGUCUGGGUGGCAGCGACAGCCUAUUGAACGGCACGACCGCCUCAGAGGCCAACGUUACCGGCCUGACUGGAAGUUAUAGAUCUUCCACUGCGACCCCUCCGGUCAGACACAAUAGCAUGGUGCUCCAAGACAACUGGCAAGUUAGUCCAACCUCUGUCAGCCCAGAUCAGAUCCUGGAUUUCCGGCUAGUGGAUCACCGUCUAAAGUUGUAUCUUGAUAUGGAGAUCUUAGUUGGGGAUAUGGAGGAAUUCCAGUGUUAUAUGAAGGUGCCUGUUGUUCGUUUUGGGAAAGAGGGUGCGUUUUGGGCUCUUGUUGUGGUUUCCAACCGAAAAAUCUACUUUCUGGAGAUAACUGGAGAAACCAGCGGCCCUCCUUGUGAUUGGCUGCGUCCCGGAGAGGAACAGAGUCUGACUUCUUUCACCCACCUGCACAUCGGACUGCAGAAACAGACCUUGCAUCUAGGAUUUGGCACCCCGGAGGCGGCCUACACCCUGCUCACCAGGAACUGCCAUUUCAGCACAACCUUCGCACAGAACAUUCUAGAUUCUAUGUGUGAGCUUCCCCCACGUUAUCGCAAAGCUCUGGACUACAGCGUCGAGGAGGGAGUCACACAGGGUCACCCUCUUUGGCAUCUCCUACAUGAUGAUAACCUUGAAGAAGGCGACCUCAGCCCGGGUGAAUAUCGCUAUGUUCUGGCGUAUUUUAUGAUGCAAGAUGUUUCAGCUGAUAAAGCAGCAAAUUCGUGUGCGAACGACGCCGUAGUUCCGCAGAACACCGCAUCCCCUGCAGCACUGGCCCAAGGCGCUGCUAAUGCCACAGCAGUCACUUUGCUGCUCACCCAUACUCAUAUGUACAUCCUGGAGGAGACCUAUCAAUGGCUUCACAGUCCUCCACCUGCUGAAGAAGACACCGGCCAGGAGCCUGCGGGCAAAGUUCAGGUUAAGGAGAAGCAGCCCAUUAGCAGCAUCAGCUCUGUGCACCUUUACAGCUCUGCAACGCUUCAUCUACGCAUCAAGCUUUAUAAUGAGACACAGCAGAAGGAAAGUGCUUGGCUUUUGUGGACGGAGAACCCGGAUCUUCCUAAAGAGAUAGCGGAGUGGCUGCGAGUUCCCUGGGAGUCUGAAUAUCACAUCCACCUCAAUCCGGUGAUCCAUGAGACCCUGGACUGACGCGCCGAGCACUACAGAGACUUGUUCUUACAGGAUUACUGAGUCACAGCCGGAUUGUGUCCAGUGUGGGGUGUUCAGUGUCAGCCUGGGGUCCCCCGACUCCUAUCAGUUUACCUGUGAGAGAGGAAAGUGCUGAUCUGUACACUGACCCCGUCCAAACUGUGCCGGGAGAGUGAUGAUGGAGAGACGGCAGACUUUGCACUAUUUGUUUUUUUCUUAUUUCUGAAAUGUUCCCAUUUUAAUGUAAUAUUGUAAUAAAGUUUCUACCCCGUUUUACAGGA
Molecule: messenger RNA, 4041 nt
Organism: Rana temporaria (common frog)
Lineage: Eukaryota; Metazoa; Chordata; Amphibia; Anura; Ranidae
Product: serine/threonine-protein kinase 11-interacting protein-like
Exons: 26
Coding region: 329-3760 (1143 amino acids)
Biological process (GO): intracellular protein localization
Cellular component (GO): cytoplasm
Molecular function (GO): protein binding
Source: RefSeq, a predicted model, not a curated record